UGUAAACGCCAGCGAUCAACAUGGAUGAUAACAAGGGUAGUAGUAGAGGCAGUAAUGUCCUCACAGGUCGGUGAACAAAAGAUUAUCGCAGGUCGCUGAAGAAAAAGCACUUUCUUUAUGUUGGUAGAAUACUAGAUCUAGAGAAAAGUAAGCGCGUUCACACUGUUGCUGCAUCCCACUGUAAGUACAACUCUGUAUUCCGUUUUCUGCGUCGUUAUCAAGCCAUCAUCAGCUUCGGCUUCAAUCAAUUUUGAAACUCUGAUGUGAUGAUCCAGAAAAGCCACCCAUGUUGCAAAGCACGACGCAGAACCUCCCAAACCGGCUCCGGGACCGGGACCGGGUGCUAGCUGAACUUGGGCUGCCGGAGUUCCUGAAACCAGAGGACUUCUACCUUUCCUCAGCGGCUUCUACUUCCACUAGAGAUUUUUGUUCCACUUCCAGCCGCCCAAAGAACUCUCGCGCUCGUUUCUCGCUCUACCUGCAAUGCGGCGACUUCGACAUAGACCUAAGAACCAUGAAAGAGACUCCGAAGACACUGGUGUCCGAGAAAGGCUACCGCCGCAUUGUUUUCGGUGACCACGUAUGGAUUGCAAAAAUGUCUGGGUCUGGAAGAUUGUCAGACUUGUCAUGCAGGUUUUCCAUGAUCCAUGAAGUCUGGCAUGUAGGACAUGGCUGCAUGACAGAGUCUGCGAGACCUUUCUAAUGCCUAUCCUGCGUGAGAAACUGCCUCUCGAUUAGGUCAAAAGUGCACAACUUUUGGCGAUCAUGCAGCACAGUUUUUUGCCUGAUUCAGAUUUAGCAUGACAAGUUCCAUCCUCCCAGACCUAGACGUAUUUGCAUUUGAUACCACGGGCCCUAUCUGGAAUUCACGGCGGAGCAGAUCCAUCUCCCGAGCUUUCCCUUCGUCCGCCGGAAGCCACACCACGCUUUCUACGAUGAGCACUGGUUUAUGCAAGACAAGUUCCUGAAGUCCUGCUUAUUUUUGUCGAAUCGUGAGAAGAACAAAAGUGUUGAGAGGACCUCCGCAUCAAGGUCUUCUGGAACAAGAAAAGCGACUCAGAAUGAUCUGACGGACGCGGAGUGGGCCGCGAUUGACGAUCACGCAGCAAAGGCUAUUGCAGCGGAAGAAAUUAUGCGACCAGACACUGUACGACCCGCAGACCGGCGCGUGGUCGCACUAUCGCCUCCAAGGUCGUUUUUAAUACGCGAGCGCGAGUUUGCCUACCUCUACGCACAGAAACGGACCGUGGCGAGCAAGCCGAAUCCCCCGCACACCGGGAAGUUUUGGUGCGACAACGACAGACCAGAAGGGUAUGCCGAUUAUCAGGUGGGGUUUUUCUACCUAGAGUGCUCGAAGGAGGUGGUGUUGGUAUUGAGGGAUGAAGUUCAUUUUGAAACUAAGAAUAAGAAUCAGAAUGAGCAUCCAGAUCCACAUACGCAUCUUGAUCAUGUGGUGGAAGAUCAACAUAUCAGCACCAACGCACAGUCAUCUGCUUCGACUGCGACUUUCUUGACGCAAGAGCAGCUUCAAGAACAACAACAAUGCUCAUACGGUUCCGCUGAAAGUAGAACAAAGACUGCCACAGAAACGGUGGUGAAGAGUGGAGAAGAUAUGCCGAGAAAAGAAAAGCGUUCCAGAUGGAACCGUGGCAAAG
Messenger RNA from Amoebophrya sp. A120, 1655 nucleotides. Lineage: Eukaryota; Dinophyceae; Syndiniales; Amoebophryaceae. The record is from the annotation of a GenBank genome assembly.